AGUGCUAGGAUUGCAGGCGUGAGCCACUGCAUCUGGCCCCUGAACACAUUAAAGUGUAAAUUUUAUGUUAUGUAUUAAUACAACGCACCACACAGACCAAUGAGCCCUAACUACAAUACUGCAGGGGUUGGACCUGCUUGGGAACAGCGUCUGCCAGGACAGUGGCUCACACCUACCCCGGUUGCCGGCAGCUUUUAGGUCUGUGGGGGCAGAGUGAGUGGCAGUGAGGGGCCAGGCAUGGCCCCUGAGUCUGUGAGCUGUGGAGGGAGGGUGGGGCCGGGCUCUGGACCCACAGAGGUACCACGGCUCAGGGCCACCAGGUGUGGCUAGGUGGUCUGCAAGGGCGGUGCUGGGCUCAGGUUUGCCUCACCUGCUGCAGUGCAGACCCUCAGGCAUGCCCUCGCUGGCACCUCAAGCCUGCUGGGAUGGCAGGUGUGCUGCGGGCAUGCCAUCCGACCUGCGCUCAGUGCCUGCCCGGGGAGUGGAUGGAGAGAGGCCCCUGAAGAGCUCCGUGUCAGCUGCAGGUGUGGGGCUGGCCUAGGCCACCGGGCGCAGGUGAUGGUGGGCAGCAGUCGGGGAGACCUGGGCCCUGGUGCGGCCUCCUGCAGGAGCUGCACCCCUCAGUGUGUCUGGUGGUCACGGAGGGGUCUGCCUGCCUCCCCGCAGCCAGCCCACCUGCCAGCUGCCGCCCCGUGCCGUCCAAGGUCAGAGGCCACCUUCCCAAAGGUGCCUGGCCUGGCUCUGUGUGCGGUGGGGGUGGAGUGACAAGCUCCAGCCCCACUUGAGGGAUGUGGGCAUCGUGGCCACAGCCCCCCUCAGCCCCCAGGGAGAUCCCGCCCGAUGGCCCCAUGCAGGGCGCCUUCCCAGGCCCCUGGCUGCUGUCUGGAAGGGCCAUGGAGGCCUGGCCACGAGCAAGAGAGGAAGCAGCUCCCCUGCAGGCCCCGCUGCCUCGGACCCACCUCCUGCGCAGGCCCCUCCUGUGGGCACAGCCAGGCACGCGCGGCCCGGUGGGCUUUCGCCGCAGCGUCCCGCAGCCUGGUGUGUUGGGAGCUGGCCGGCCAGGCUCCUGGCCGAGGCGCCCUGAAGCGGGGGCACUGGGGGCACCUGCUGUUGGGGAAGGUCCUGGAGUGCGGCCCCCCUGCUGGACACUGGCCAGGCUGGAGCCUGCAGUCCAGGCCGGGUGGGGCCUGGCGUGGCCCUGGGCGACCACAGGUGACUGCUGUGCUACUGCGACAUGGGCACAUCCCUGUCACUGUGCUGGGAGCCACAGGUGGUCUAGGGCAGCGGAAGGGUCAGCCGUGUGGCCAGUCCUCUGUGGUCAGCCCCGCACGCUGGCCAGAGACAGUCUUGGGAGUGGGGACGGGUGACUCCCUUCUGCAGGCUGAGGCUGGGCCGCCCACCCCCACCUGUUCUGGGCCUGGCCCGCAGCCCCGGCCCCAGCAGGAGCGGCCAGACUGGAUGGAUGUAGCUGCACCCAUAGCCGGGAUGGCCCCUCUCCAGGCACCUUCCAUCCUCCGGGUGCUCCCUGGAGAGGAGAGGCCGGUGGUUCCCCUGUCCCUCCGUCCUGAAGGCCACGUGGGCCCGUCAGCAGAGUGGGUGAGGACUGCCGGCUCCUAGGAGUCAACAGCCACACACCCCGCCUGCCCACCCUGCAGGGGCACCCACACUCCUGCCUGCUCCGAGGCCCUCAGUCAUCCGCCUGCCCAGCCCCUGCUGUCCCCUGGACAAGCCCAGUGUCCCUUCUCUGGGUGCUGUCACUCCACAUGGAACGGCUGCCACCCUACCUCCCUACCCCCAACUCCGCCCGAGAGCCCGGGGCCUUGUCCUCACGGGGCGGCAGCGCAGGCGGACACGGACCAGGGCUGGGAGGGGCUGGGCAGUAGGGCAGGUGAUGCACCCCGGCCCAGUGCCGGCCCCACGGGCUGCAGCCGCAGGUUGGAGGACAAGCUGGCAGGUGCUGAGGCCGUGGAGACCACCCAGGAUCCACAGCCCCAGGGGACCUCACUCCCUCGCAGACGCCCCUCCUGCCUCUCUGGAGGACAGGUGCCCCUCUAGCGCCUGGCCUCAGCCCUCAGCCUGCUCAUGCGUCCCCAUGGCAACCGUCUCCGUGGGACACAGUGGGUGCCCAGGAACCUUUGCCUGCCCUGCCUGGGACUCCCGCCACGGCCCCAAGGAGCGGACAGCCCCGCCCAGGCUGCCACGUGAGGUACCCCCGACCGUCAUGUGACCCUGCUCACAUGACCGCUGGUGCCAGCCCAGCUUACCCAGGCAUGAGCUCCCAGAACAGGGCACCCGCGGCCCGGCCGGCCCCUUCCUGGGCCCCAGUCCUGCUGCUGGCGCUCGGACUGCACGGCCUCCAGGCCGGGGCCCGCAGAGCCGCAGUCCCCCACUUCCGGGAGAGCUAUUUUGAGCAGCUUCUGGACCAUUUCAACUUCGAGAGGUUCGGCAACAAGACCUUUCCCCAGCGGUACCUGCUGUCAGACGAGUUCUGGGACAAGACCCAUGGGCCCAUCUUCUUCUACACGGGGAACGAGGGGGACGUGUGGUCCUUCGCCAACAACUCGGGCUUCAUGUGGGAGCUGGCGGCCCGGCAGGGGGCCCUGCUGGUCUUCGCAGAGCACCGGUACUACGGGAAGUCGCUGCCGUUCGGCGAGAAGUCCACACAUCGCGGGUACACGGAGCUGCUGACGGUGGAGCAGGCCCUGGCCGACUUUGCGGUGCUGCUCCAGGCGCUGCGCCGGAGCCUUGGGGCCCAGGACACCCCUGCCAUCACCUUCGGGGGCAGUUAUGGAGGGAUGCUCAGCGCCUACAUGCGGAUGAAGUACCCCCACCUGGUGGCGGGGGCGCUGGCGGCCAGCGCACCCGUUGUAGCUGUUGCAGGCCUGGGAGACUCCGGCCAAUUCUUCCGGGACGUCACGGCGGACUUUGCCAGCCAGAGUCCCAAAUGUGCCCAGGGUGUGCGGGACGCCUUCCGGCAGAUCAAGGACUUGUUCCUACAGGGAGCCUACGACACGGUCAGCCGGGAGUUUCGCACCUGCCAGCCACUCUCGGGCCCCGACGACCAGACCCAGCUCUUUGUGUUUGCCCGGAACGCCUUCACCGUGCUGGCCAUGAUGGACUACCCGUACCCCACCGACUUCCUGGGGCCUCUUCCCGCCAACCCUGUCAAGGUGGGCUGUGACCGCCUGCUGAGUAAGACCCGGAGGAUUGCGGGGCUGCGGGCUCUGGCAGGACUGGUCUACAAUGCCUCGGGCACGGUGCCCUGCUACGACAUCUACCGGCUGUUCCGCAGCUGUGCCGACCCCACAGGCUGCGGCACCGGCUCCGACGCCAAGGCCUGGGACUACCAGGCCUGCACUGAGAUCAACCUGACCUUUGCCAGCGACAACGUGACCGACAUGUUCCCCGUCCUCCUGUUCACCGAGGAACUCCGCCAGCAGUACUGCCUGGACAUGUGGGGCGUGUGGCCACGGCGGGACUGGCUGCAGACCAGCUUCUGGGGGGGCGACCUCAGAGCUGCCAGCAACAUCAUCUUUUCCAAUGGUGACCUGGACCCCUGGGCAGGGGGCGGGAUUCUGCAGAACGUGAGCGCCUCGGUCGUCGCUGUCACCAUCCGCGGGGGAGCGCAUCACCUGGACCUCAGGGCGUCCCAUCCGGAAGACCCCCCCUCUGUGCUGGAGGUGCGACAGCUGGAAGCCACCCUCAUUGGCCAGUGGGUGAAGGCUGCGUGGCAUGAGCGGCGGCGGCGUGCGGGCCCAGAGGCUGAGACCAGAGGACGCAAAGGGAGCGCCUCAGGGAACCUGCGGAGUGGGGCACCCUCACCCUCCGCCCGGGUGGUCCGCUGAUCCCCAGGCCGGGCCCACGGUGGUGGCGGCCCAGCUAGGGGACUUUGCUGAGGGAGGGGCUGGCGCAAGGGGAGGGGCUGAAUAAAGUCCCCUGGCCGGCUCA
Microcebus murinus (gray mouse lemur) is the source of this 3948-nucleotide messenger RNA. It is a transcript of the gene DPP7, whose product is annotated as dipeptidyl peptidase 7. NCBI's taxonomy places the organism in Eukaryota, Metazoa, Chordata, Mammalia, Primates, Cheirogaleidae. The record is from RefSeq and is a predicted model, not a curated record. Gene Ontology annotation, molecular function: serine-type exopeptidase activity; dipeptidyl-peptidase activity. Gene Ontology annotation, cellular component: vesicle. Gene Ontology annotation, biological process: proteolysis.